Molecule: messenger RNA, 2668 nt
Organism: Hippocampus zosterae (dwarf seahorse)
Lineage: Eukaryota; Metazoa; Chordata; Actinopteri; Syngnathiformes; Syngnathidae
Exons: 2
Coding region: 276-1175 (299 amino acids)
Biological process (GO): DNA integration
Molecular function (GO): nucleic acid binding
Source: RefSeq, a predicted model, not a curated record
UCUUGGAAUUACCAGUCACCAGCCAUGGCAACCGGUAUGUGUUGGUAGUUCAAGAUUAUUUUUCUAAAUAUGUCAACCUCUACGCCAUUCCAGAUCAAAGGUCAACAACUGUGGCCAGAUGCAUUUUUGAGAACUUCAUCAGAGAGCAUGGAAUCCCGGAGAGUCUUCACACGGACCAAGGACGGCAGUUCGAGUCGGACCUAGUCAAACAUCUUUGUUGUCUACUCGGAGUGAAGAAGACAAGGACCAGCCCAUAUCAUCCACAAUGUGACGGUAUGGUGGAACGAUUUAACCGGACACUCAUCGACCAAUUAGCUAAGACUCUUCUCCAGCAGUCUGGAGAGUGGGACGACUGCCUCAAUCAGGUGGCCUUGGCCUAUAACACCAGCCCUCACUCCUCUACGGGAUACACCCCCUUUUUCCUGACCCAUGGUCGAGAGGCACGGAUGCCUGUUAAUGCCCUGUUCCCUCCUGAUGUGCCCUUUCCAAACUCCACGCCUGGCACUUCAGCUGACUAUGCAGUACAACUGACCCGAAAGCUACAAUCUGCCUUCAGGUCUGCUACUGUGAACAGCGAUCAAGCUCACGUGCGACAGAAACAUCACUAUGACCGACUUGUCCAUCACACUCCUUACACCCGAGGGGAUUAUGUGUGGUUGAGUGACCCUACAACUUCACAUCAAAAGCUGUCUCCACACUGGAGGGGACCUUUUGUGGUUCUGGAGUGUCUUGGAUCGACGGAAGAGGAAUCUGGCGUGACGUACAAGAUCAAGUAUCUUUUGGAUCCACCUGAUAAAGUCCAAACAGUCCACUACAACCGAUUGCGUCCUUAUUACCCUGAUGUAAAGACCGUACCUUUGGGUACUUCAUCAGCACCUGUGGGUCACACACCUCAUCCACCCCUGGCCCUAUCAGCGUUAUCAGGUGCUCUACCUUUCCAGCCCUCCAGGUCUUCAGUGACCCGGAAGAGAUGCCUGCCUGGCCCUUUAUCACCUUGUCUGGCCCCAUUGGAAAGGCCUCGGCCGACUGAUACAGACUUACCUGUUCCCUCAUCUGUGGACCAGAGGCCUACCGUUCUGCCUGCAGCACUGGGUUCAAACACCGGUUCCUCUUCACGCCCAGGCCACCGCCAAGUUAAACUUCCUUCGCGUUUCAAAGACUUUGUUCUGAUGUGAUUGUAUGUUUCUGAUGGGUUUUUGUUUUACACAUCCCCCCCCCCCCCCUCCUUGUGCAAUGUUAGUUUGUUGUAACCUGGCUUCUAUGUUACGUGUUCAAAGUAGAAAUGAGGACAUUUCUCUGGUGGGAGAGGGAAGAAUGUAAGCUUUUGUUAAAUUGUUAAUUAUUAUCAUUUUAUAUUCAUGCAUUAUAUUCUUUUAUGUUAGUUACCUUAAUUAUACUCUGUUUAAUACGUCCUGAAAUAUUCUUAGGUUGCUUACAUGUGAUUGGAGAAGAAAAACAGGAAGGCGGGUCGUUACUGGAAGGGGGAGUGUUGGUUAGAGCGUUAGCGGGGAGCGGUUGAGCAGAGAAAAAAAUAAAGAGAAAAAGAGCUGUGUUCAAACAAAGUCGUCCUCUCCUUUUGCCCAUUCCAAACGUAGAGCAAUCCAUUCAAAACCUGCGAACCCCUCAACUUACAUCGGUAAUAAAGGCGGUAGAAAGCACCAAGCAGUAAAAUCAAGAACAAAUCUAAGUCAUGCUGAGUCGAACGCCAAAGAAUACAAGUGAGUUUUGAGGAGGGCUUUAAAGAUGGGCAGCGAGGAGGCUUGCCGAAUGUUCAGUGGGAGGUCAUUCCAGAGAGAGGGACCAGCAACAGAAAAGGCUCGAUCCCCUCUGAGCCUCAGUUUAGUUCUUGGUACUUCUAACAAAGACUGGUCCACAGACCUGAGGCGCCGGGCAGGUGUGUAGGGGCGGAUGAGCUCAGAGAGGUACGGUGGGGCGAGAUUAUUCAGAGAUUUGAAAACAAAGAGGAGGAUCUUGAAAUGAAUGGAUCUUACAAUUGUAGCGUACACAGACCACUCUCACUGAGUGUCAAAAUGAAAUGUCCAAAAGAGUCAUCCAUAUAUAGUUUUUCCUUGCGCGGUCACAGUGAGCUGCAAGGGGACCCACAAAAUAAGAGGCGAUUUUUUCUGAUCCUGACCUGGUUUGCCAAGAGUUUCUCCGGUGUCGAAUGAGGAACUGGACGGGGAGGCGGGGGGAAACUUGUCGGUGAUGUGGUGCCAUCGUUUUAAGUGGUCUGCAUAUUUGUGGUGCUGCCAUUGUAUCGCUUCGUAGUGCGACAUUCUUUGCAAAUUACGGAGCUUUUAUCAAUCUUUCCGUCUUUCUUUUCGAAGCCGUAGUAUUUCCAAACAUAAGAUCUGAAUGUUGCGGAAGCAUUAAAUAUAGUAGUUUCCUCGCUGCUGCUUGCGCGAACUUACAUAGUGUUUCGCUAGUUGUGUACUGGACUGUAUGUGACUCGCGGCUUCCGUCCGUAUUCAACACAAAAUAAUGAUGGUGCAUUCAAUGCGCCUAGGAAAGGACAGAUAGGUGACGUUUAACAUGAAUAAAACGGCGCUUGAGUCGGAUUUUACUGAUACCCACCAAUGCAUCGUGAUGAAUCUCGAUUUCACCCGUCAAUAGCGUCGUACCCAGUGAAUGAGCCGAUGCACUCGCAUCGCGCACGUGAGAGAUCGGA